This is a messenger RNA of Theobroma umbraticum, 1183 nucleotides long. NCBI's taxonomy places the organism in Eukaryota, Viridiplantae, Streptophyta, Magnoliopsida, Malvales, Malvaceae. The record is from RefSeq and is a predicted model, not a curated record.
GCUCUGCCAAGCAAGUUUUAUCCAAACUCUGCAAACUCUCUAAAAGCAUGGAUUCAGCUCCUUCUACAUCCUUCCAAGAUUUCCUUGGAAACUUUCACUCCAGAAAAUUACUACCAUACAAACCUCCUAGCCAACCAUCAGUUACAGCAGCUCCUCCUCCUUACUCUCAGAAUGCCAACUUAGAUGAAAAUGUUUUCAUGGUACUAUCAGUCCUCUUGUGCGGCCUAAUUUGCUCAUUGGGAUUGAACUUCAUUGUCAGAUGUGCGUUUAGUUGCUCAGCCAGGGCGGCUUCCGAGUCCAAUGACAACCCUUCAGCUGGAACAGUUAAUAGAGGAAUCGAGAAAGAAGCCCUGAAGACUUUUCCUGUGGUAAAUUACUUAGCGGAAAUGAAACUGCCAGGGCUGGACACGGAAUGCGUCAUAUGCCUAUCCGAGUUCGUGCCUGGUGAGCGCCUCCGGUUACUACCCAAAUGCAACCAUGGAUUUCAUGUUCGUUGUAUUGAUAAGUGGCUUAAAUCACAAUCAUCAUGCCCAAAAUGCAGGCAUUUUUUGGUUGAAACAUGUCAAAAAAUCAUUGGGUGUAACCAAACUAGCUCAUCAGAAUCUCUUCUUCCAGCUCAAGAGAACGUUGUGAAUAUUCUGCCACUGGAACCUGAAGGUAUGGUACGUGAUUAUAGGGGAGUUAGAUAAGCGUGAUUCUUUUCUUUUGGCCAUUUGUGGAAAGCCCUCUGGCACUUUAAUGGUCUUAUCUUCCAUAUGGGAGCUCAACUUGGACUUUGAAAGGCACCCAACUGGCAACAUUGAUGUUCUUGCUGAAAGCGUAGACAAGUUCAAUUUAUCAAGCAAACUAAACUCGCCAAGGAAAAAAAGGCUGCAGUGGACAGAGUUUAAGCUGAGAAUUGCCGUCACGAUUUCUGUAGACAUAUGUGAAUUAACUUGUUGCAUCAUCAGGACAGUUUCCCUGAUGAUGCUGCGCCUGAUGUUCAACCUUGUAAACGCUCUUCACAAUUAUCAGUUCCAUUAUGAAAGAUGUUUUCAUUGAGCCCAUAGGGUUUAGUGUUAUUAAAUUUUAAAAUGCAAUGGAAGGAUCUUCCUCAGAUUCCCUUCAGCUAUUCUAGUGUAAUGAUCACCUGCCUCUUUAAGAUAUUUUGUUGUCUACUAUUUGAAUGAUGAACUGAUUCAAG